This is a messenger RNA of Benincasa hispida (wax gourd), 1067 nucleotides long. Its product is annotated as NAC domain-containing protein 21/22-like. Gene Ontology annotation, biological process: regulation of DNA-templated transcription. Gene Ontology annotation, molecular function: DNA binding. The record is from RefSeq and is a predicted model, not a curated record. NCBI's taxonomy places the organism in Eukaryota, Viridiplantae, Streptophyta, Magnoliopsida, Cucurbitales, Cucurbitaceae.
CUCAAAAGGCCCUUUCAUAUUCUUUGAUAGUUCUCUCCCAACACAAUAUUUAGUUUAAGUUUCUCUUUUUCUUUUCUUCCUUUAAAAAAAAAAAUUGUAAGAAAAAAAUGGGUUUGAGAGAUAUUGGAGCAACUCUUCCACCAGGGUUUAGGUUUUAUCCUAGUGACGAGGAGUUGGUUUGCCAUUAUUUGUAUAAAAAGAUUGCAAAUGAAGAAGCUUUGAGGGGCACUUUGGUGGAGAUUGACUUGCAUACUUGUGAGCCUUGGCAACUUCCUGAGGUAGCCAAGUUGAAUGGAAACGAGUGGUACUUCUUCAGCUUUCGGGAUCGAAAAUAUGCAACGGGGUUUCGAACCAAUCGGGCAACGACAGCUGGGUAUUGGAAAGCAACAGGGAAAGAUAGAUUGGUGAUGGAUCCAACAAAAGGAGAGGUUGUGGGAAUGAGAAAAACUUUGGUGUUUUAUAGAAACAGAGCUCCAAAUGGGAUCAAAACAGGAUGGAUCAUGCAUGAGUUUCGAAUUGAGACCCCACAUAUGCCUCCAAAGGAGGAUUGGGUUUUAUGCAGAGUUUUUCAUAAGAGCAAGGCAGAUCAGGACAUCACUGCAGAAACAACAACAGCACACACCACCUCAAACUUUCCGUUGGAUGCCGUGAUGGCGGCAGCAGCAGCAUCAUCCUCCUACCGCUCGCUGCCAAACCACAUCGAAUAUCUGCCGGGCGACGACUCGAAUGGGCUGCUGCCAUGGGACAUCAACAUGGAAGAAACUGCCUUCAGCUCCUAUGGAGUUGGUGAUUCAAAUUCACAAGAAAUGAAGUAUGAGAUAAUUGACAACACCAUACAAAAUGCCUUCCCUUUUAACUAUUUUGUUGCUUGAGAAGAGAUUUUAUUAUAUGAAAGGUGAUUGAAUAUUUUGUUGUUGAAUUAUUGUAGUGCCUGUGUAACAGAAAGGGUUUUGGUUAAGUGUUUUACUUUUUUGUGUUUAUGUAAUGAUUUUGUGUAGAAUGAUAUCUGUGUUUAAUUAAUUGUUUUUCAAUUGGGUUAAGUAGAAAUAUAUAUGAUGUUCUCUCAA